Letharia columbiana is the source of this 3876-nucleotide messenger RNA. RefSeq lists its product as uncharacterized. Gene Ontology annotation, cellular component: membrane. The transcript is spliced from 20 exons. Lineage: Eukaryota; Fungi; Ascomycota; Lecanoromycetes; Lecanorales; Parmeliaceae. The coding region runs from base 1 to 3876 and encodes 1291 amino acids. Gene Ontology annotation, molecular function: ATP hydrolysis activity; P-type ion transporter activity; ATP binding. The record is from RefSeq and is a predicted model, not a curated record. Gene Ontology annotation, biological process: intracellular calcium ion homeostasis.
AUGGCUCACGAGGAGGUGUUUGCGGGACCUAUGUCGGAGAGCGUCCCAUCGAGUGUGACUGGGUUUGCCCACCGGCGAUCGAGGGCAGAUUCAGUAGCAAGUUUUACAUAUUUCCAAGAGGAUGAUGAGUCUCCUGAAUGGUCCGUGGAUCAGGCUGUCAUAGAUGAGGAGGACGAAGACACGGACAUUGGCAAGCAGCCUGGAGAAGACGUAGAGUACGAUUUGGAGUCAGGCACCAUAUCGUCCCAGAGACGCAAAUCUUCGGGUUUCUCCAAAAGUACUGCCGAAGAGCCUCUUCUUCACCGUAACGACUCUACCAAGACUGACGCGAGCGGCUUCGGACGGGGAGCAAGGUCAAGCCAGAAGAUUUAUGUUGUGUCCGAGGAUUUGACCAUCGUUGUCGCUGGGUUUAUCACAAAGCCGUUGGGCUUGAUACUUUACCUGACCUUUUGCGCUUUCUCUUUGGGCUUGGGAUACUUGAUUCUUCGCUGGCUUCCUCGUUGGCGAGUCCGUCUGACAGGAUCUCCAAAACCGUUACGCGAGUGCAACUGGGUUGUCGUUGAGAACCAAUGGGGCGAGUUUAUGGUACAAGACAUUGUCACAAUCCAAUACGGGCACGUCACUUCGACUGUCUUUGGCUUGAGGGAAAAGAAAAGCUUUCCUCUCGAUUACGAUGAGGAUGAUGACCCUAUAAUGACACAUCUGCGGUUUUUAGACUAUCGUUACAUCAGCUUCUGUUUUCACCCGUUGAAAGACAACUUUGUGCUGUGUAGCGAUUGGAAAGAUCCUGACUGGACAGACGUAAAGUUGAUCAGGGCCGGCUUGGACAGUGAUGAGCGCCAUAGGAGGGAACAGGUUUUUGGCAAGAACCAGAUCGACAUCAAACAGAAAUCUAUUCUCCAGCUACUUGUGGAUGAGGCCUUUCACCCUUUCUACAUCUUCCAGGUUGCGAGCCUGAUUCUCUGGUCCCUCGACGAGUAUUACUACUACGCAGUGUGCAUCUUCUUCAUUUCAGUAGUCAGCAUCACGACAACCUUGAUUGAAACCAGAUCAACCAUGAAACGCCUGCGCGAAAUAUCGCGCUUCGAGUGCGAGGUUAGAGUCUUGCGAAACGGGUUCUGGCGACAAGUGGAAAAUGGCGAGCUUGUGCCAGGAGAUGUAUACGAAGUUUCCGAUCCAUCUUUGACCCAAUUUCCAUGUGAUAGCCUAUUGCUCGCAGGAGACUGUAUCGUCAAUGAGAGCAUGCUUACUGGCGAGUCUGUGCCGGUCUCAAAAGUCCCGGCAACCGAUGGAUCCCUACAACUGUUGAGUAUGAGUUCAAGCACAAUGAAUCCUGAAGUCGCCAAGCAUUUCCUUUUCAGCGGGACGAAGAUCAUCAGAGCGAGGCGGCCUCAAGAAGGACAGGACGAUGAGGCCGUUGCAUUAGCUAUCGCUGUCAGGACCGGCUUCAAUACAACCAAAGGCGCUCUCGUCCGUUCAAUGCUCUUUCCCAAGCCAUCAGGGUUCAAAUUCUACAAGGAUGCCUUCCGGUAUAUAUCCGUCAUGGCUGGUGUUGCUGCGAUUGGCUUCAUUGCCUCCUUUGUAAACUUCGUUAGGCUCAACCUUGCAUGGCGUUUGAUCAUUGUUCGCGCCCUAGACUUGAUCACGAUUGUUGUCCCUCCUGCCCUGCCCGCUACCUUAUCCAUCGGAACCAAUUUCGCUCUGUCCCGAUUGAAAAAGAAGCAAAUCUUUUGCAUAAGUCCCCAAAGGGUCAACGUAGGCGGAAAGCUCGACGUCAUCUGUUUUGACAAGACUGGAACCCUGACCGAAGACGGCCUUGAUGUCUUAGGGGUAAGAGUUGUCCAUCGGCCAGCGAUGAGAUUCAGUGGCGUACUUGGUGAUUCCUCAACCCUCCUGCCUGGUGCUGCUUAUCAACGAGAUCCCACGGUUAAUUAUCAGAUCCAUAAAGCCGCUCUGUAUACAAUGGCUACUUGCCACUCCUUGCGUGUUGUGGACGAUGAGCUACUAGGAGAUCCUCUCGAUGUCAAGAUGUUCGAGUUCACUGGCUGGUCUUUCGAAGAAUUCGCACAGAAGGCAAAUGUCAUUGACCAAGAAGAUGGCCAAAACAGCCCUUCAUCGAUAGCUAGACCACCCCCUGGUCUGGAGUACGGCAUUGAUGAAAUGCCGCAAUCAGCGACUAAUGCACAGAUCGAGCUAGGGAUUCUGAAGUCCUUCGAAUUUGUGUCACAGUUGCGUCGAGCUAGUGUUGUCGUUGGUCAAUCUGGCUUUCCAGGUGGUGACAUCUACGUAAAAGGAGCACCCGAGUGCAUGACAGACAUCUGUCGACAGGAUAGCUUUCCUGUUGAUUACGACGACCUGCUUAGCUUUUACACUCAUAGGGGCUUUCGGGUCAUCGCCUGCGCAACCAAGCAUAUCGAAGCGCUGAAUUGGACAAAGGUGGAGACGAUGAGGCGCCAGGAUGCUGAGUCUGACCUCGAUUUCCUUGGCUUCAUUAUUUUUGAAAACAAGUUGAAACCUUCCACUACAGGAGUAAUCGAUGAACUCAAUGAUGCCGACAUUCGAAAAGUCAUGUGUACAGGAGACAACAUACUCACAGCGAUUAGUGUGGCCAGAGAGUGUAAUUUGGUUGAUCGUACAGCUCAUUGCUUCAUUCCACAUUUCGUGGAUGGCGACUACCGAGACCCUAAAGCUCUUUUGAAAUGGCAGAGCAUUGACAACUCGCUCUUUGAAUUGGACGAUAAUACACUCAUGCCUUUGCCACCACCCGCAGAAGCCGACGCCUCAUUACCAUAUGACAUUUCCAACCUUCGAAACUACUCACUCGCUGUGAGUGGAGAUGUCUUUAGAUGGAUUAUUGAGUUUGGUAGCGAAGACGUACUGAAGAGGAUGCUUGCCCGUGGUCAAGUCUUCGCACGAAUGUCGCCAGAUGAAAAGCACGAAUUGGUGGAGAAGCUGCAGAGUUUAGACUAUUGUUGCGGUUUCUGCGGUGAUGGGGCGAACGACUGCGGAGCUCUAAAGGCCGCGGAUGUCGGCAUAUCUCUCUCUGAGGCGGAAGCCUCUGUAGCAGCGCCAUUCACAAGCCGGGUCUUCGAUAUAUCUUGCGUCCCUGAGGUCAUCCGUGAAGGACGUGCAGCUCUUGUGACGAGCUUUUGCUGUUUCAAGUAUAUGAGCCUCUACUCCGCGAUCCAGUUCACAUCGGUCAGCUUCCUCUAUGCCUCUGCCUCAAACUUAGGGGAUUUCCAGUUCUUGUUCAUAGAUAUUCUCUUGGUGCUGCCAGUCGCAAUCUUUAUGGGAUGGACUGGUGCCUAUCCAACGCUGUGUAGCAAGCGACCAACUGCGAGCCUUGUGUCUCGAAAAGUCCUCACCCCGUUGUUGGGUCAAGUCCUGCUGUGCAUAAUUAUCCAGUUGGUUGGCUUCGAAUUCGUACAACGGCAGACAUGGUUCAUUCCUCCACAGCUGGACACCCAAAAGUCCAAUAUAAAGAAUUCGGAAAACACGACUCUCUUCUUGAUAUCCUGUUUCCAGUACAUAUUCUCUGGGAUUGUGCUCAGUGUUGGCCCGCCGUUCAGGCAAUCAAUGCGAAACAAUCUGCCCUUCGUGGUGACCAUUGUCGCGACUUCCCUGUUUUCUGCCUACAUGCUGUUCGACCCCGGAGCCUGGCUUGCCAACCUUAUGCAAUUGACAGACAUGUCUGUUGAUUUCAAGGUCUUCGUGCUCGUCUUAGCACUAGGCGGUCUGGCAUGCGCAUGGAUAGCUGAGAGGCGAGUGUUCCUAUGGUUGGCACGGCUCCUUGGGGAGCUGCAUGAUACGCUAUGGCCUCAUCGCCGCAAGAAGCAAAAGGAAUACAAACGUCUUUUGCAAGAGAUGCGGAUGUAG